GUGGGUGCUGCGGGCUGGCUUUGCAUUAAAAAUGUGACCCUCAAAAACCCUAACCCUAACCUUAAAGCCUUAAACCCCAGAAGUUGAAUUCUUAAUGCCUGAAGAAGACCCUUCAAACUUUGAUAGUAUAUAAAGAAUUCGGAAGGAUGUCGGGAAGGGGAGGAGAUAGUGACUCCGACGAUGCAGCCCCCGAGGAAUUCACCUCUCAACAGGGAAUCGAACAAGAUGAAGAAAUAACUAGACUCCAAAAAGAAAAUAAGGCCAGAGUUGUUCGCGAGGGAAAAGACCGUCGGAGAAGAUGGGCUCAAAAGGUAACUCCACGACCCUUGGGAGAGGAGGAAAGCAUUGAAGAUGCGAAGGAAAUUGAACCAAAACAAGAGUCCCUUGAUUACCAGGGAAUGCUGCCAGAUGAAAUUGUGAAACUUCUUGCAGCUAGCGAGAAGAAAGUUUUUUCAUCGGAUUCAGAAGAAGAAAAACCAAAGAAAAAGCCCAGCUCAGCGAAGAAGAAGAGAACGAAAAGACCAGGGCUAGAACCUAUUAUUCUAGAGGAGAUACCACCGGCUCAAUGUUUACAGAGUUCACUGGAGUUUCUGAAGAAACGGAAAAUGCAGAUUUCAAGAUCAUCUGCUGUUCUGAACAAUUCAGAUCAAGCAUUGCGGCUCCUUUCUACUUCAGGGUUACUGUCUAAGAAAUGAUAAGUAACAGCUUCCUUGGUACACAUGCUCAGGGGGAUCCACAUGCUGUUGUAAAAAAAGCGAGGAUAGUUUAUGUCUCUCAUCAUGGUACACCUUACAUUCUCCAUUGAGAAAGUAAAAAGUGGAAUUGAUAGUAAAGAUUGCAUUUAUGUCAACAGCUGCAGGUAUGCAUCCUAUCAUGCGUCACUGUGGCCUCAGAUAACAUGUUGUACAUCUUUUGCAAAUCCAUCCCUUUGUGCCAAAGCAGUUCCAUUUUCAUGUUGUGACAUUUAGAUGAACUAAUAAUUGCGACUUCAAUGGAUCUCAAACAAUAUUUAAGUUAUGCUUCCACUUUUUGGUUGCCAUCAACUGUAGUUGCUUAUUUUUCUGAAAGAUAUCUUCAGAUAUGCUCUCCCA
Coffea eugenioides is the source of this 1091-nucleotide messenger RNA. RefSeq lists its product as uncharacterized. The transcript has 5 exons. NCBI's taxonomy places the organism in Eukaryota, Viridiplantae, Streptophyta, Magnoliopsida, Gentianales, Rubiaceae. Bases 147 to 695 code for a protein of 182 amino acids. The record is from RefSeq and is a predicted model, not a curated record.